Messenger RNA from Aspergillus aculeatus ATCC 16872, 1609 nucleotides. Its product is annotated as lipase ROG1 family protein. The transcript is spliced from 2 exons. Bases 81 to 1493 code for a protein of 470 amino acids. The record is from RefSeq and is a predicted model, not a curated record. Lineage: Eukaryota; Fungi; Ascomycota; Eurotiomycetes; Eurotiales; Aspergillaceae. Gene Ontology annotation, molecular function: monoacylglycerol lipase activity.
GAUAAUGUUGAGGAGGUCUUACUUAAACCGCCCGUUGACCCUGAUCGCAAGAGGAAACUCUUGACUUCCACAUAUUGACUAUGGAGCUGGAGCUUGAUAACGGCCGGACGCCGGCUGAGACGUCGCGCAAAGCCGAUCAUCUCUGCGUGUUGGUGCAUGGACUAUGGGGUAAUCCCUCCCACCUGGACUUCAUCGCCACCUCCCUGAGAGACCGAUACAAGGAGGACCGCCUCCACAUCCUCGCCGCAAAGCGCAACUCCGGAAACUACACCUACGAUGGCAUUGAGCUUGGCGGUGAGCGCUUAGCCCACGAGGUGGAGGAGACCCUGGAGCGACUCGCCGAAGAAGGCCACAACAUCCGGAAACUGAGUGUCGUCGGCUACUCGCUCGGAGGGCUGGUGGCGCGAUACGCCCUGGGACUGCUCUACGCGCGGGGGUGGCUCGACAAACUGGAGCCCGUCAACUUCACCACCUUCGUCUCGCCGCACGUCGGGGUGCGCUUCCCGCUGAAGGGAACCUGGGGAUUCCUGUGGAACAAUGUUGGGCCACGGACGAUCUCCAUGUCGGGGAAGCAGCUGUUCAUGAUCGACACCUUUCGCGACACGGGGCGCCCGCUGCUCAGUGUGCUGGCGGAUCCGGAUAGCAUCUUCAUCAAGGCGCUGAAGACCUUCAAGCAUCGCUGCGUCUAUUCGAACAUCGUCAACGACCGGUCCACCAUCUUCUACACCACCGCCAUCUCAGCCAUCAAUCCCUUCGAGGACCUGGAGAAUGUACAGUUCGACUACGUGGAGGGGUACGAGCCCGUCAUCAUCGAUGCCACCAAGCCCGUCACCGUCGUCCAGCCCCUGCGUCCGUCCUGGCUGGAGCAGUUCCAGCGCCAGGUCGCCAGUUUCUUCACGAACCUGCCCUUCCAAACCCUCUUUACGGCCUUCGUCAUCAUCGGCGUGCCCUUAUUCCUAUUAAACGCAGUGGUCCAGAACUUCCGCAGCCAACGCCGCAUCCGCCACCACGAGGCCGCACACUCGCGCAAGAUCUUCGACCGCUACCGCGUGCCCGUCCUAGUCAACGAGGUCCAGCACGUCGUCGAGGAGGUCUUCGAGAGCGCCGGCGCUCGCCAGAAGCCCGAUUAUUUGUCUUUUACCACCACCACAUCCAAUAAGAAGACAUCCGACGCACCCAAGAGACGUCUAGUAACAACCUCAUCCGCGGCGGACCUGGAAAGCAAACUCGAUGAAGACGACAUCGAGCCGCUGCUCCGGCGCAGCAGCACGACCGACAGUUUUGCGAGCGAGAAAUUCCCCACCCUGGCACUGACUCCGGCGCAGUUCUCCAUCAUCGAUUCGCUGAACUCGGUGGGCUUCCGGAAGUUCCCGGUCUGGAUCCAUAACCAUCGGCAUAGCCACGCCGCUAUCAUCAUUCGAGUCAAGAAGAGGGGAUUUGACGAAGGCCAGGUGGUCGUGAAGCAUUGGUUAGACCAGGAGUUUGAGAUAUAAGACCCUGCCCAUCAUCACUUUUUGCUAGAGGUCGUAUAUUUGGGACAAGAGUCAAGCGCAACCGUAGAAAGACAUAGCUAUUCUUAUUUUUGAUGCACAAAGACAGCAUGCAGGGU